Limulus polyphemus (Atlantic horseshoe crab) is the source of this 1158-nucleotide messenger RNA. RefSeq lists its product as uncharacterized. Bases 175 to 1128 code for a protein of 317 amino acids. The transcript is spliced from 5 exons. The record is from RefSeq and is a predicted model, not a curated record. Gene Ontology annotation, molecular function: protein dimerization activity. Lineage: Eukaryota; Metazoa; Arthropoda; Merostomata; Xiphosura; Limulidae.
GUUAACUCUCUGUACUCCAAUCUACGACCUCAAUAUAGUCAUGAUUGCAACGUAACAACAUGUGCUAUACAAUUAAACAAUUCUUCAAAUUUAUUAACCUACAUCACUCAACGGAAAAGCAAAAGGAAGUUGAAAUGUGGGAGGUACUAUCCUGAAGAUCUUGAAUCUUUCACAAUGUCUAACCAGUUUACGUGCAGUAGUGAUGAUGAACAAAGUCAUAGGUAUGACAAUGGAAUUCGACGUCUUCAUAAGCGUAGGAUGCACAAUGAAGUGGAAAGAAGGUGUAAGGAUAAAAUUAAUUCCUGGAUUCUCAAAAUUGGAGAAUUACUUCCUGACAGAGAUUCAAAGAGACAGAGUAAAAAUGGAAUUUUAGAAAAAGCUGUCGAGUAUAUUGACUACCUUCAAAAAGCCAAUGAAAAGCUUCUAAUGGAUAAGUGUACUGACGUACAAGUGGAAGAAAUCAGACAGAUGAAGAAACAGGUCAAAGAACUUCGUGAGCAGAAUUCAUCUUAUGUUAAGCUUCUUAAUGCAGCUGCCAUUCCUCUGAAUUCUACUCCUGAAGAAGUUUGGAGCCAGCGACCAGGAAAGUACUCAAAUAAGUUCACACCUGAGGAGGCUAGUGCCUUAAUUGAUGUGUUUCAAAAAAAGAAAAGCUUGAAUGGUUCACUGAAACAUAAUGCUAAAGUGAACUCAUCAGUUGGCCAAAACAGUACUAAUAAAGCUCAAAGGGUAGAGAAUGGUGCUUUAAACAACAGUUCUUCAGCCUCUGAUGUUGAAACAAUGAUUAUGUCAAUUCCACAAAGAAAUCUCAACGUUGAGUGUGCUGGUGACUCAGAGUCAGAUCAGUUAGAGGAUGAUGAUUGUAGUCGCAUGGCUUUGAAUAUAACUUCAAAUCCACCCGAAAGUGCACUACCUAAAACCGGAUUUAAUUCUAGUUUGAACUCUUCAGUCCAAAACAGUGUGGGUGUAACUCAAUCACAAUCUUCAAAUACAAAGAACUCUGACAUUUGCAGACAAAAUUUGUCUUUUAUUAGUGUGAAAUCUACCACUACACAACAAUGUUCCACACUAGCUUCAGUGACUAAUCGUACCAUCUCAGGUGUCACUGGCAACUUUUCAUGCAACUGAAGGUGUGAAGACUGUUGAUUCAUGUAAUGU